Molecule: messenger RNA, 540 nt
Organism: Mycosarcoma maydis (corn smut)
Lineage: Eukaryota; Fungi; Basidiomycota; Ustilaginomycetes; Ustilaginales
Exons: 1
Coding region: 1-540 (179 amino acids)
Source: RefSeq, a predicted model, not a curated record
AUGGCCGCGUGCAACGACGGCGUAUUCACGCCCGUCUCCGAUUGCCGCUUCUUUGGCUUUACCGUCACCUUCUCCAACGCCAUCUUUGCUAUUUUGCCCUCGAGCAUCGCCAUCGUGAUUCUCCCGGCUAGGCUCUUCCAUAUUCGCAAUAAGCCAGACAUUCCCACUGCUUCGAUCCAGCCUCAGCUCUCGCUCUUGCGAUCGUGCGCACCCCACUCCGACUCUAUCAGUCUCUUCAGCGCUUUUAUCUAUGCCGCCAAUGCUCUACUCAACCUGGUGCAUGUCGCCAAUCUGGCGGUUCCCUCCAAUCGACCCCUUCGACAUGCGAUAGACGACCGCACUGGCAUGUCCGGCGUAGUGCUAUCUCUCCUCGUGUCGCUGCUUGUCGUUCCUCUCUCGGUGGCCGAACGAAGAAAGACCCGAGGCGGCAACAUAGUGCUUCCUCUUUCUCUCUUCUCGUCUCUCCUCUUCAUCGCAUACCGCAUUCGCACCUUCAACGCAAUCCCAGCCAUCCGACACUCUUCCUUCUUCUGCAUCUAA